Messenger RNA from Stegostoma tigrinum, 5774 nucleotides. RefSeq lists its product as uncharacterized. The transcript has 2 exons. The coding region runs from base 421 to 1077 and encodes 218 amino acids. Lineage: Eukaryota; Metazoa; Chordata; Chondrichthyes; Orectolobiformes; Stegostomatidae. The record is from RefSeq and is a predicted model, not a curated record.
UUUCUGCACCAGAACAUCAGAGGCUCAGAGGUGAUCUCAUGGAAGUUUAUAAAACCAUAAGAUGUAUAGAUAGGGUUAAUAGCUGUUGUCUUUUCCCUAGGAUGGGCAACUUCAAGACUGGGAGCACACUUUUAAGGAUCCGCAUUGUUUUUCCCUUCCUCGCCCGCUCCCCACCUCCCUCCCCUACCACCUCCAACCCCACACCCCUUCCGGAGAGAGUGAAUCUGAAAAGUUUCGUUUUUGUACGAGACUUUUGAGAUCCGUGCACGUCGAGCCUGCUCAAAAUCGAAAGUGCAAGCUGACACAGAGGAAAACGAAUCACCGUGUGAGAGUAAAACGGCUGGGCUGUGGAGGGAUUGGGAAGGAAGGACGGUGUCCGCUCUCUUAACAGCGCGGGGUUGGCCCGGCGGGUAGCCGAGAAUGGGCUGUAACUGGAGCCAGCUCUGUGGAGAUCCGUCCUCGGACCCCGAGCCCAUCGUGGUCCCCUCUCCCACAGCGGGGACCUUACCGCCUGUCGCCAGCGUCCAGCCUGUUACGCGCGGCUACCGGGAGCCGAGCAAUGGACACGACCCCCAGUCAAUCGCGAAUUGGCUGCUGUACGGGAGUCAGGGCUACAGGGAGGUGAGCCAGGAGGAGGAGGAGGAGGAGGAGGACUGGUCUGACCUCGUACGGGAGAGCGGUUGGCAAGGUAAGAAGAAUGACGAGCACCUCUUCUUCGAGACUUUCUUCCUGGUGCUACACCGCGUCCGGGGCUAUCAGGGCACUUUGCAGCGCUGGAGGAACGACCUGCAGCGGGCACGCAGAGAGGGCACCCACAUCCUAGACUGGCCCUACAUCUGGCGCAAGGAUGGCAUCGGCUACCUCCAGACGCUGAGGCUGGUGCAGGAGUUGGUACAAGAUGAGCCCUUCACCCCCGCGGAUCUGGUUAAGCUGGAGGCUUCGGCGAGGAGGGUGGUGAAGCAGAGGAAGAAGGAAUAUCAUCAUGCCCAGCUCCGGGGAAAAUCCAAUUCGAACCACCAAAAGGUCCUGCAGACCUGGGUUAAGGUGGUGGAAACCCUAGAGUAUCAUAUCUGUUAAAAUCGCACCGUGUGAAAAUCUGAUGAAGGCCACAUGCACCAUCAACCGUCCCCCACAGUCUCCGAAAACGUCCCCCACCGAACAUUUUACUCGGUGCUGCUGAAAGCAUUUAAUGCCCAAAGAUGGAAUACUGAAAUUUUUGUGCAAUGGACCAUGAAUGUUAAAUCAGAGACUGAUUAAUGUUGGCUAGCCAGUGAUAGGAGGAUGUGAAUAAUAAUUAAGAUGAGGAUAUAGAUCACAGACCAGUCUCAAUGCAUCCCACCUCCACCCCCUGUUCCCAAUUUCCUGGGUACAGGAGCAAUUUUAACCAGAGCAGGCCUUUGCAUGGCAGACCGGGUACACAGUGAUGUUGGCUUUGCAUUUAACACUGAGCUCCAUUGAUGUCACUGGAACCUUAUGAUCAGUGUAAGCUAUCGACUGGUGUUCCACCUGAUCCAGUGGGAUUCCUGCCUGAACCAGACAAAGCAAAAUAACCCCAAUCCAUGCUAAACCAACCACCUCCCCCCCCGACUCUCUCCGCCCGACCCUACCAGACAGGUUCAUGGCCUGAUCCUAGGGGAGUCAGCUUGUCUCCGACAGAGAACUGGAUGGGGGAAAGGAUCUCAACAUGCUAGUUGAGGGAAUGAGAACAUGGGAACAGAUCAGGAAUUUCCUGACUACUAUCCAGUGGGUGACGGGAACAUAAGAGAGUGGAGAAGGAGCUGGCCAUUCAACCCAUCAAGCCUGUUCAUUAUUCCAUGUUUCCUAUAAAAUUUAUAUCCUCGAGAGAGGUCAAAAGUAUGUCUAUCCCAGCCCUCCAGUUGCAGACAGUUCAGGAAAAGUUAAUCAGAUUAACUCAAAAGGUGAACAGCUUGUCUUAUGAGGACAGAUUGAGCAGUUUUGGUCUCUGCUCACUAAAGUUUGGAAGAAUGAGAGGAAAUUUAAUUGAAACAUAGGAGAUGGUCAGGGGUAUUGACAGGAUAGACAUAGAGAGAAUGUUUUCUCUUGUAGGGCAACCUAGAAUAAAGAGGUCACUAUUUUAGGACAAGGCAGUAGCAGAUUUAAAACAGAGAUGAGGAGGAAAUUACUUCCCUCAAACAGUCAUGACUCUAUUGAAUUCAGAGAGACCACCAUGCCAUCCCACUGAGAGAACACCAUGCCAGCCCACUGAGAGACCGCCAUGCCAGUGCGCUGAGACACCACCAUGCCAGUACACUGAGAGACCAUCAUGCCAGUGCACUGAGAGAUCCCCACACUAGCUCACUGAGAGACUGCCAUGCCAGCGCAUUGAGAGACCACCAUGCCAUCCCACUGAGAGACCACUAUGCCAUCCCACCAAGAGGCCACCAUGCCAGCCCACUGAGAGACCACCAUGCCAGCCCACUGAGAGACCUUCAUGCCAAUGCACUGCAAGAGCACCAUGCUAGCCCAAUGCGAGACUAGCAUGCCACAGCACUGCAAGACCAGCAUGCCAGCCCACUGAGAGACCACCAUGCCAGCCCACUGCGAGACCACCAUGCCAGCCCACUGAGAGACCUUCAUGCCAAUGCACUGCGAGACCACCAUGCCAGCCCACUGCGAGAUCAUCAUGCCACAGCACUGCAAGACCAGCAUGCCAGCCCACUGCGAGAUCACCAUGCCAGCGCACUGCGAGACCAGCAUGCCAGCACACUGUGGGACCAGCAUGCGAGACCAGCAUGCCAGCCCACUGAGCAACAACCAUGCCAGCCCACUGUGAGACCACCAUGCCAGCCCACUGAGAGACCACUAUGCCAGCACACUGCGAGACCACCAUGCCAGCACACUGUGGGACCAGCAUGCCAGCGCACUGAGAGACCAGCAUGCGAGACCAGCAUGCCAGCCCACUGAGCAACAACCAUGCCAGCCCACUGAGAGACCACUAUGCCAGCCCACUGCAAGACCACCAUACCAGCGCACUGAGAGACCACCAUGCCAGCGCACUGAGAGAUCCCUAUGCCAGUCCACUGAGAGACCACCACACCAUCCCACCGAGAGACCACCAUGUCAACCCACUGAGAGACCACCAUGCUAGCCCACUGAGAGACCAACAUGCCAGCCCACUGAGAGUCCACCAUGCCAUCCCACUGAGAGGUCACUAUGCCAUCCCACCAAGAGGCCACCAUGCCAGCCCACUGAGAGACCACCAUGACAGCCCACUGCAAGGCCACCAUGCCAGCCCACUGCAAGGCCACCAUGCCAGCCCACUGAGCAACAACCAUGCCAGCCCACUGCGAGACCAUCAUGCCAGCGCACUGCAAGACCAGCAUGCCAGCCCACUGUGAGACCACCAUGCCAGCUCAGUGAGAUAUCACCAUGCCAGCGCAGUGAGAGACUGUUACACAGGGCUGAGAGAUCGCCAUGCCAGCGCACUGAGAGACCACCAUGCCAGCCCACUGAGAGACCACCAUACGAUCUCACUGAGAGACCACCAUGCCAACCCACUGCGAGACCACCAUGCCAGCCCACUGAGAGACCACCAUGCCAGCUCAGUGAGAUAUCACCAUGCCAGCGCAGUGAGAGACUGUUACACAGGGCUGAGAGAUCGCCAUGCCAGCGCACUGAGAGACCACCAUGCCAGCCCACUGAGAGACCACCAUACGAUCUCACUGAGAGACCACCAUGCCAACCCACUGCGAGACCACCAUGCCAGCCCACUGAGAGACCACCAUGCUAGCGCACUGAGAGACCACCAUGCCAGCACAGUGAGAGACCACCAUGCCAGGCAGUGAGAGACCACCAUCCCAGCACAGUGAGAGACUGUUAGACAGGGCUGAGAGAUCGCCAUGCCAGCUUAAGAGGCUGUCACACUGGGGCAAGCUUACGCCAAGAAUCUAGGCCCACAAAGGUGAAAAAGACACACAGAAGAGAAAGAAAGUGCGAGGAAAAAAUCAAAAGAAAUGGUCAGAGCGGGUGAGCUCUAUCUGUUGAUUCCUACUCCUUGUCGUGGCUAGGCCAUUGCUCUUUUCGCUGAUAGUUCUGCAUUCGGCAGCGCUGUCUGCAAAGUACAUGCAGAGCUUACAAUAAGAGGGUUACUAAAAAGAGAGAGAUUUGUUCCUGUGACAACUGGCCAUUGAUACUCACUGAUAACCAAAAGGAGUUUCCGCCUUUCAUGGUCAAAAGCAAUCAAGGUGUAAUAGAGGCACUUAGAAACUCUUACAACAUUUUUUUUCUAUUCAUCUGUGGGAUGUGAGCGUGGCUGGCCAGCCAGCAUUUCUUGCUCGUCCCUAGUUGCCCUUCUGAAGGUGGUGGUGAGGUGCCUUCUUUAACCGCUGCAUGAACCCUGCUGUGGGCUGACCCACAAUGCCAUUAGGGAGGGAAUUCCAGGACUUUGACCCAGCAACAGUGAAGGAACGGUGAUGUAUUACCAAGUCAGGAUGGUGAGUGGCUUGGAGGGGAACUUGCAGGGGGUAGUGUUCCCAUAUGCCUGCUGCCCUUGUCCUUCUGGAUGGCAGUGGUCGUGGGUUUGGAAGGUGCUGUCCAAGGAUUUUUGGUGAAUUUCUGCAGUGCAUCUUGUAGAUAGCACACACUGCUGCUACUGAGUGUCGGUGAUGGAGGGAGGGGAUGCUUAUGGAUGUGGUGCCAAUCAAGCGGCUGCUUUGUCCUGAAUGGUGUCAAGCUUCUUGAGUGUUGUUGGGGCUGCCCCCAUCCAGGCAAGUGGGGAGUAUCCCAUCACACUCCUGAGUUGUAUCUUGUAGAUGGUAGACAGGCUUUGAGGAGAGUUACUUGCUGCAGUAUUCCUAGCUUCUGGCCUGCUCUUGUAACCACUGUGUUAGACCAGUUGACUUUCUGGUCAAUGAUAACACCCAAGAUGUUGAUAGUGGGGAAUUCAAUGAUGGUAACACCAUUGAAUGUCAAGGGAUGGUAGUUAUAUUGUCUCUUAGUGGUGAUGGUCAUAGCCUGGUGUAUGUGUGGUGAGAAUAUCACUUGCCACUUGUCAGCCCAAGCCUGGAUAUUGUCCAGAUCUUGUUGCAUGUGAACAUGGACUGCUUCAGUGUCUGAGGAGUCACAAAUGAUGCUGAACAUUGUGUAAUCAUUGGCGAACAUCCCCACCUCUGACCUCGUGAUGGAGGGAAGGUCAUUGAUGAAGCAGCUGAAGAUGGUUGGGCCUAGGACACGACCCUGAGACACCACCCUUGUGCACAAUCAGUUUGACUCUCCCCUUUUCUAUGCGGCAGUUACCAGAAGUCUUGCAGAUUUCAUCUUCAGAUUCAGUUAAUCUAGUACUUCUUUGAGACAUUUGGAGCAGCAUGGUAGCUCAGUGAUUAGCACUGGUGCUUCACAGCGCCAGGGGCCCAGGUUCAUUUCCACCCUCGGGUGACUGUCUGUUGGGUUUGCACAUUCUCCCCCUGUCUGUGUGGGUUUCCUCCCAUGGUCCAAAGAUGUGCAGGUGAGGUGGAUUAUCCAUGCUAAAUAUGGGCCAUCCCCAUGGUGCUCAGGGAUGUGUAGAUUCGGGGCAUGGGACUGUGUGCUCCAAGGGUCAGUGUGGAAUCGUUGGGCUGAAGGGCCUGUUUCCACACUGUAGGGAUACUGUGAUUAUUUUACAAACAAAUGCACUUUGUUAGCCCUGUUAAGGGGUUAGAAAAGCAAUUACUUUCUGCAUUAUUGCACUAUCUUAGAAAUAAAGUGUCACUCAGCUGUAAUGAACAACCUUGGACCUUUGGCAAUCUAAAUGAGAAGUAGCAGCCAGUGACUGUAUU